This is a messenger RNA of Saccharomycopsis crataegensis, 477 nucleotides long. It is a transcript of the gene COX4, whose product is annotated as cytochrome c oxidase subunit IV. The transcript has a single exon. The record is from RefSeq and is a predicted model, not a curated record. Gene Ontology annotation, cellular component: mitochondrial envelope. Gene Ontology annotation, biological process: mitochondrial electron transport, cytochrome c to oxygen. NCBI's taxonomy places the organism in Eukaryota, Fungi, Ascomycota, Saccharomycetes, Ascoideales, Saccharomycopsidaceae. The coding region runs from base 1 to 477 and encodes 158 amino acids.
AUGUUUGCCUUGAGAAGAGCUGCUGCUUUCCGUCCUGUCGUCAGACCAAUGUCUGCUCGUUUCUUCAACACCACCAGAAUAACCUUGAACAGCACUCCAGUAAAGACUGCUGCCAACUUGGCUGAAGUUGUCAACAAGGAAUCCCUUAUCGGUCAAGGUGCCAAAGAAGGUACUAUUCCAACUGAUUUGGAACAAGCAACCGGUUUGGAAAGAUUGGAAUUGUUGGGUAAGUUGGAAGGUAUUGAUAUUUUCGACACCAAGCCAUUGGACUCCUCUAGAAUCGGUACCGUUGAAAACCCAAUCAUGGUCGACUCUUUUGACGACUACAGAUACAUUGGUUGUACCGGUAGCCCAGCCGACUCCCAUGAAGUUCAAUGGAUGAGAUUGACCGGUGAAAAGCUUUCUAGAUGUUGGGAAUGUGGUUCCGUUUACAAAUUGAACGAAUGUGGUGUCCCACAAGAUGAUCACCACCACUAA